AUGAGGCUGCAAGGGCAAAGGCGAGCUUUUCACAACAGCACACGCUGCCCAGUGAUCAGCAGAUGCAAGAGGAUUCUUCUGCCAGGUACUGCAGUGGGCAGCCCUGCGAUGAGGGCCUGGCUCCUGCGAGGGCAGCUGCCCCUCCUGCUGCUGCUGUGUGGCCUGCAGACACCCAUGGGGAGCACUGAGGUUACGAUUAAAAUCGACAUUGACCUGGCACCAGAUUCCUUUGAUGAUCAGUACCAAGGCUGUAGCAAACAGGUCCUGGAGAAGCUAAAUCAAGGAGAUUAUUUCACAAAGGAACUGGAAGCCCGUAAGAAUUACUCCAGAGUGUGGCAAAAAGCCCACCUAACCUGGCUGAGCCAAGAAAAAGAUGUCCCCAAGGACAUGACAAUUACACAUGCUGUGGUCCUCCUGGUUUACACGUUGAAUAGCAAUGUCGCGGACUUUUCUGAGACCAUGGCCAGUGCUGCUAGGUCUCCACAGCAAUACAAACAAUCAUUCCACUUCAAGUAUCUCCACUACUACCUGACCUCAGCAAUCCAGCUGCUGAGAAAAGAGAUGAUCAUGAAGAAUGGCAGUCUGUGUUACGAGGUGCACCACGGGAUGAAGGAUGUCCACUUUAAAGCCAACAUAGGGGCCACCAUUCGAUUUGGCCAGUUCCUCUCCACCUCCCUCCUAAGAGAAGAGGCACAGAAAUUUGGAAGUCAAACGCUAUUUACCAUAUUCACCUGCCUGGGUGUACCUGUACAAAACUUCUCCCUCAAGAAGGAAGUCUUGAUCCCUCCCUAUGAACUGUUUGAAGUCGUAAACGUGAGCUACCACACAAAGGGAGAUUGGUUACACUUGCGGUCAGCUGGGAACAUGAGCACAUAUAACUGCCAGCUGCUGAAAGCUUCCAGCAAGAAGUGCAUCCCUGUUCCUACAAUUAUUGCUUCUCUCUCCUUUUUGGCCAGCGUUAUCAUCUCUUCCAAAA
Molecule: messenger RNA, 976 nt
Organism: Castor canadensis (American beaver)
Lineage: Eukaryota; Metazoa; Chordata; Mammalia; Rodentia; Castoridae
Gene: Art4
Product: ADP-ribosyltransferase 4 (inactive) (Dombrock blood group)
Molecular function (GO): NAD+-protein-arginine ADP-ribosyltransferase activity; NAD+ poly-ADP-ribosyltransferase activity
Source: RefSeq, a predicted model, not a curated record